Molecule: messenger RNA, 1405 nt
Organism: Rana temporaria (common frog)
Lineage: Eukaryota; Metazoa; Chordata; Amphibia; Anura; Ranidae
Gene: KCNIP1
Product: potassium voltage-gated channel interacting protein 1
Exons: 9
Coding region: 177-872 (231 amino acids)
Biological process (GO): regulation of potassium ion transmembrane transport
Cellular component (GO): voltage-gated potassium channel complex
Molecular function (GO): calcium ion binding; transmembrane transporter binding; potassium channel regulator activity
Source: RefSeq, a predicted model, not a curated record
UGAGUGUGUAUGUGUGUGUGUGCUGAUUGAAGAAGGGGAGAGGGGGAGAAGGCGAGCACAGCUCAUAGCACAAGGCUCAGCUGCAGACUGUUUAUUUUUUUCUCCUGGAGUAGUCAGUUCAAACGGAUUUUCUCAUUGAAGAGCUAUUAAAAAAAGUCGCACAAUCUCUUCCAAAAAUGGGUGCAGUGAUGGGCACGUUCUCCUCUUUCCAGACCAAGCAGAGAAGACCCUCUAAAGGUCAGCUGUAUGUUAUGGACUACGCUCCUCGACAAAAUAAGUCAGACAAAAUAGAAGAUGAGCUGGAAAUGACAACAAUUUGUUAUCGGCCAGAAGGACUGGAACAGCUUGAAGCACAAACAAACUUUACAAAACUAGAGCUGCAAGUUCUCUACAGGGGGUUCAAAAAUGAAUGUCCUAGUGGAGUUGUUAAUGAAGACACAUUUAAACAGAUCUACUCACAAUUUUUUCCUCAUGGAGAUGCAAGUACGUAUGCACAUUAUCUCUUCAAUGCAUUUGAUGCAGCUCAGUCUGGAUCAGUUAAAUUUGAGGAUUUUGUAGCAGCUUUAUCAGUCUUGCUAAGAGGAACAAUUCGCGAAAAACUGAGGUGGACCUUCAAUCUCUAUGACAUAAACAAAGAUGGAUAUAUAAACAAAGAGGAAAUGAUGGAUAUAAUUAAAGCCAUAUAUGACAUGAUGGGGAAAUAUACAUACCCUGCUCUCAAGGAUGAUGCUCCUAAGCAACACCUGGACCUAUUUUUUCAGAAAAUGGACAAAAAUAAAGACGGAGUUGUAACUUUAGAUGAAUUCAUUGAGUCAUGCCAAGAGGAUGACAAUAUCAUGAGGUCAUUACAGCUCUUUGAAAAUGUUAUGUAAAAAAGGAUAUGUGAACAAUGGUGCUGACUCUCAAUAGCACUGUGAAAUGUUUGUAAUGUUACAAAUCGAACCACAAAACAUUCUCUGGAAAUUUUGUAAUUAUGAAGUUUGUAACCAUCAAAGAACAAAUUUAUAGAAAUCCAUAUUGUCAUCUAUCAACAAUCUCCAAUUUGUGGAAAAAGAAUUGUUUGAUUUCCCCUGUGUGACGCAUUCACUGGAUUUAACACUCUUUUGGAUGUGUACUGCGUUUACAUGUUUUAUAGCUUUAACUUAAUUAUUAGUGGAUAUGUGUUUGGCUAGUUUUGCUUUUUAAUUCAGUUUGAUUGCAAAAUAUAAGAUUCAAUACUGUUAAUUUGUUUAGCCAUAAACUGUAACUGAAAACUUAAAAGCUUUUCAUACUACUAGUUUGUGUUAGUAUCGCUUUGUAAAAAAUAUAGUAGGAAGACACUCAACAUGAACUGAAUUUUGAACAGAUUAUAAUAUAUUUUAUGAACAGAAACAUUAAAGCGUAAGUAAAUGCAAAUAUCAAACAC